GCGCGUUUGCUCGACCAGAACGCGCCUAGUAGGCGACUUGUUUACAUACAUACCGCCGGCUCAAUGUAGCAACCGACCGACCGAGCAACCAACAAACAUCACAACCGCCAUACCGAUGCAACACCGCGACAUCAUGACCAAAUAAUCUUGCUUUCGCUUUACUGACGCGUCUUUCGCUGAUACAUCUUCAAGAACAGCCAGCCAUGGGCGGUGACACCACACUUUCGGCCACGCGCCGGGCCACGCGCAAGUCGAUCAGUGCCGUGGAGCGGGACAAUGCGACGGUGGACCUCGGCGCCGGCACCACGCUGGCGGACAACAGGAAGAAAUCAAAGUCGCGCAGCAAGAGCAUGGGGCCUGGAGGUUUAGAUGCUCUCAAGGCAGGUUCUGGGAACCGUCGAGUGUCACUGGCAGGUCCCCCCCGCCCGCUGCCCCGGUCUAUCCUCAAGCCCACUAUGCCUCUAGCCGAGAUACCAGGCUACAAACCGAGACACUCUUACGCACCAGGCGCACUCGAUGUCGAGAACCAACCGAACCUGCUGAACGGCGACGAUCUCGGCUCUUCGGGUACCAAAGUUGCGUUGCGGACGGAGGAGGAACAGCAGGCUGCAGCACGGGAGCGGGAGCGUGAGGAGCGUGAGAGGGCAGCCCUGGAAAAGGAAAUCAAGGACAGGAGAGAGGCGCGCCGCAAGUCUCUUGCAAACCGUCGAGUUUCGUUCGCCGCCGAGGCCACCCUACAUACCUUUCAUGAAGUCGAGUACAUGCAAGAUUCUACAGCGUCCACGGACUCAACGCCCAGGGCGUCAUCAACCGCUGCGCCCCGUGAAGGCGGACCCGAAGCAGACGAGUCCGACCCAGACCCAUCGGACGCACCUUCUACGCCGCCCGAGCAGGUCGAGGACACGGUAGCAGAGUCUCCAGAGGAUCAGCGGCACAGGAACGGCAGGAGGGUCCACUCAAGCCUGCCUUCUGGGAACGAGUUUGACGCUCAAGACGACAACACGAUCGCGUCCACUAUCUAUGACUCAGACUCGGAUGAAGGUGACGAUGUUGCAGAGGUCCAAAUAGAGGCAUCGGGCUCGGAAAGUGACUCCGACAGCGACGGGACGAUGAUGACAAUGGAGGCCGAAGAGAUGACUUCUGCAUCUCUAGCAUCGACCAGGUAUGGUGAUGAAGCCGACAACACAGCCUCGAGUCUGGACGGUGCACUAAGAGAGGCUGCUCGGCGAGCAGUCAAUCAAGCACGAGAGCCUGAUGAGGACGAGGAGGUCAUUUCAGGCUUCAAGGGCUGGGGCAGAAAAGCGAGAGAGCAGCGAGAGGCUGUUAUCGUUGCCGAAGGCCCUCCAUCCGAGGAAGAACUGCCAUCAAGUCCUCUCAAGUCAAGCCCUCUCAAGCCGAGCCCUGAGAAGUCCGAUGUCAUUGAAGGCACGGAAAUGGACAUGGACGUGGAUAUGGACGUUACUAAUGCUAUGGGUGGCAUAAUCGAACAAAUUAUUCCGUCAUCACCAGAUCAAGCAGGCCAGGAGGAUAUGUCAAUGGAUGUUACCAACGUGUAUGGUGGCAUUCUUCCGCAGCUACAGCUUCCGACACAAGACUACGGAUCGGUUCAGGAUGAACAAACCAUGGAGUUUACCACAGCCGUGGGUGGCAUACAAAAACCUCUGCCAUCCGACGAUGACCAAGAUAUUCCGAGCGAUGAGGAGAUGUCGAUGGAGCUCACCACCGUCAUGGGGCGUGUGUUGGGUGGUAAGAACAAACAGCUGAGACAGUCUUUGCACUUGAGCUCCUCGCCUGUCAAGGACCCAGCGGACGUUGUCGACGGUGGUGAUGGAUCGGUGCAAAAGACCCUUGGUGGGACGAAAGGAACGGGCCGCAUUCUUUCCACAGGCAACGCAAGGGGUGGCUUGGACGCCGACGCUGAAGACGUCACGACCACGACUAUGGAGCUGACUGCAGCUGUUGGGGCGAUCGCCAAGCCUGUAUCUCCAGCGGAAAGAUCAGCUGCAAAGAAGCUCAUGGAGCAAGAGGCCGAUCAACCUGAGACGGCCACGGCAUCUGAUCUCACCGCCAUAGGGUCUCCACCAAAGCAAUCAUCAGUGCUGGCCGCGGCAGGAGAUUCACCCAACCUGUCUGGUCUGAGCGGCAAAAAGCAGCGACGAAGUAAUGGACUCCUGUUCCCUGCCGCGCCAAAGUCUCCCCCUAAAAGCGCCAGCCCCGCAUCACAACGCAAGACACGCUCUCAAGGGCCCGCAUCACCGGCAUCACCACGUAGUCCUGCACGAAGUAGCAGCCGCACACCGACGUCUAAGAGUCCAGGCCCGGCGUCGAGAAAUUUUGCACAUCACGCAAAGUCCACGCCAUUGUCCAAAUCGCCUGCCAGGCCAUCCAGUAGCCUAUUCCAGCGGGAUGCCACAACUGGUUCAAGGACACCCCUGGUGGUCUUGACACCACAGAGGCCAAAGCUGUCGGGCCUUGGAGUGGACAGAAGCGGGAUUGGAUCACCACGUGUCACUGAGCUUUUGGGCCGACGUAGUUCAAUCGGAGAUACAGCUGCCACAUUCAGUCCGGUCCAGCUUCCGCAAUAUGGCAAGUCUGUGGCAUUUGAUGAUCCCAGGAUUAUGGAAGAGGAGGUUGACAGGGAGCGCCGUGACGAGCAGGACCGUGAAAGCGGUCGACGCAUCCUAGAGAAAGAAGUCGAUGAUGUCACCUCUAGCUUGAAGGAGAUGAUUCAGGGCCUAUCUCCAAAGAAGAAUCCCGUGAGAGGCCGGAAGAGCUUGCACGUCGGCAGUGCAAAGGGCCUCUUGGGGAAACGCCCUUCUGAGUUGGAAGAUGAUAGCGACGUCGAAGUGCAAGAUGGCAUCAAGAGGCUCAGAGGACAUCAGGGAAGCCCAGUGAAAAACAUCAAACUACAACAACCGCCAUCCAAAGCCGAGACGACCGGAUCUCGGCCUACAUUGCCACCUAAUCGCGUGCCAGGCGGCACGGAGGAUGAGACAUUCACACCCACGACGGUGCCGCCAGAAUCGAAAGCGGCGACUCCUCAACAACAAGGGCGGUUUAGGGAUAUAGAGAAUGAUCUGCCGACCACCACAUUCACGUUCCAUGCUACUCCCCUGGCAGACCUUGCGGAUCUGCAACCGCCAGACGAAGACGAAGAUAGGAUCCACUUGCAGGACUUCCUAAAUUUGACCAGCAUACGAUUCAUGGAGCUGACGACCACCAAGCGACGACACACCAUCCUGCCUUCAGCCCGCAAGAACAGCAUCUCCGGAGACAAAGACAGCCUUUCUCUGGAAAAAUGUGUGGUUGCAAGUGCUUGUACUGUGCCGAUGCUCGAGUUAUUCCAGCAUUGCUGUCGAGAGUUGAAGAAGUACAUCUCAGAAGGCCGAAAAAUCGUCCGCGAGAUCGAAACAGAAACAUUUCAGGAAAAUCCACCCUUGUUCCGCGAGUAUAUCACAGCCUCACCAGAGUUCAAGAAUCUCAUGGAUAACCAGUUCAAGAACGUCAAGACCAACGCGCGGCUACUCAGCAAGGCCAUGUGGUACGACUGGAGAAUGAAAUUGCAAGACGGCCUCAGGGAGGGCCUGGUCAAGAUUGCGGAAGGGAUGGUAGCUGAUGAGCAGCUUCUUGACAAGAAACAGAAGCUCCUGUCUUCCGUCUUGCCGGCGAUGGUGAAGCAGCUAGACACACUAGCCAGAGAGUAUGAGGAUCUCGAUGCUGUUGUCAGUGAGCUGGAGGACUGUGACCCUCAGGAACUCGAAUCCGCCCGCACAGACCUCGCUUCUGUGGAAGAUGACAUCGAGCUCAAAAACGAAGAGAUCGCACAGCUUCGAGAACAACUCAGAGCUAGCGAGCAAAUGGUCGACCAGCUCGCGGACCAGAAACAACGGUAUAGUGCAGACAUCAAGGAAGCCGAAAGGGCCAGAGAAGAAUGCCGUGGCUGGAGCUCUGCCGAAAUCAGCGCCCUCAAAGCCAAGGUUGACGAACUUGAGAAGCGACAUGGCUGGGCAAUCACAGGAGUGGUAGGGACUAGUGUAUCGGUAUCCUACCGCCAGGAGAUCCAGCUUGUGUUCGACACCACGUCGUUCAAGGCGGGGCAGCAGAACUCUCGCAUCGAUGUCUGGUACAUCGCAGCGAACAGGACUCGAGACCCUAAGCCGCUGACACCAGACAAGGAGUUUUGUCUCGAGUGCGUACGCGACCAUCUCCGCUGCCUCCCUCAGUCCAAAACGAAAGUGAGCUACAUGCUUGGAGUAGUGAGCCGUACUUGGGACCGCGCGAACGCACUGGGCAAUCAGAUUUACCAGCUCAACCUGGCUUUUCCAACGUCAACAGCUCGCACCUCGGACUCCUCAAUCUCCAUCACCUCGACCUUACUUCUGGCCCCACUUCAGACCAAAGUUGAUGUCAAAUUGGUCGUUCGAAGCUCUGUCGCUAGCGAUGGCCUCGAGUUCAUCGUUUCAGCUCAAGCAGUUGUUGUCUAUGGCGAGCAGUUCAAUGCGGGCAAAAUGGCAGACUUCUUGUCAAGCCGUAUGGGGCAGCGUGUUGAUUGUCCAGAAGAGAAGGAAAAUGAAACAUGGGUCAAUGUCGUCUCAGACUUACACACAAGGCUGCUAGUCCGAGGGAAGAAGUGAACAAUGGUAGGAAUAAGGAUUAUUUGUAGCAUUCCCACACACUUGGUGCAAUGCUACCAGUUCCAGAGGGUACCCAGGCAUCAGCUGAAAUGAUUUGUAUUGUCUGCAUUGUGUAGUCGAAAGAAAGCCUUAUUCUAGCUGACCCCAGCAACACUUCCUGGCUGGCCUUUUUAGGCUGGCCGACCUCUUUUUGCUAAUUGUCUCAAUUGUGGCAUCUUGGGCAAUGGAAAUUCCUGAGAUGUGAACAGCUGCUCAAGGUCAGCGUCGUCCUGGUUGAGUCUUGACCCUCGGUAUUGCGAGCAUCUCA
Diaporthe batatas is the source of this 4941-nucleotide messenger RNA. RefSeq lists its product as uncharacterized. Gene Ontology annotation, biological process: protein localization to kinetochore; mitotic sister chromatid biorientation; mitotic spindle assembly checkpoint signaling. The record is from RefSeq and is a predicted model, not a curated record. The coding region runs from base 204 to 4634 and encodes 1476 amino acids. The transcript is spliced from 2 exons. NCBI's taxonomy places the organism in Eukaryota, Fungi, Ascomycota, Sordariomycetes, Diaporthales, Diaporthaceae.